AAACUAAAAGGUUAAUGAAAUAAAAUUGUCAAUGCUGUAAGCUCGCUGUUAAUCCUAGUAGCUUAGCUUAGCUAGCAUAGUUUCAUUCGAACCUUUCACUAUGCAUGCAUUGCAAUUUGCUUUGCUUAGUCAUUCAUCCGACCUACGUGAAAGGGAAGGUUCCAGAACAUAAUUACCGAGAAUUUAAUUUGUUGACUCAUUCUAGGGCUAUAAAGUACAAAGAGAAUUUUAUCUCUCGCGAGUCGUCGUCUGUGCGUUGUGGCUGUCGUUUCAUUAGGCUCUAAAUAUUGGUGUUAAGGUUAAGUUGGGUUGGCUUGCUAUUGAAGGAGGAAGUUAGAACUGGAAGUUUUCCGUCUUCCAGCCUUCAAUUUUGUUGUUUGAGCCUACCCCUCAGAGUCGGUGAUGGAGUUCCCACAUUUAGGAAAACAAUGUUCUGAGCCAUCCUGUAAGAAAUUAGACUUUCUCCCAGUUAAGUGUGAUGCUUGUGAAGAAAUAUUCUGCCACGAGCACAUGCGUUAUGCUGCUCACAGUUGCAGUUCAGCGUACAAAAAGGAUGUACAAGUACCCGUGUGUCCAUUGUGCAACACUCCCAUACCUGUGCGUAGGGGAGAGCCUCCAGACAUAGCAGUGGGCGCUCACAUUGACACUGACUGUCAGUCCGAUCCAGCCAAGAAUAAACGCAAGGUCUUCACCAACAAAUGCUCGAAGAAGGGAUGCAAAGGCAAGGAGGUUGUCAGAGUUGUAUGUAACGAGUGCAGUCUCAACUUCUGCUUGCGACAUCGCCAUACGGCUGACCACAACUGUCAGGGACGUCAAGCGGCCGCUCGCAACAAAGCAGCAGAGGCUGCUGCUGCCAGACUGACUGCUCGACCUUCGGCAGCUCCAGUCUCAAGAGUGUCUUCAGCCGUUCAGGGCAACUUGAGUGAAGAUGAAGCUUUAGCCAAAGCUCUUCAACUAUCUAUGAUGGAGGGAGAGAAGAACAGGACCACAACUCCCGAGGAGCAACUUGCGGCUGACGCAGCGCUGGCUCGAGCAUUGGCAGAGUCGGAGCGCAACACGAGGCACCCUAUCACCUCUAAUUCUCCAGCUGGCAACAAACAAUGUACUGUUUCGUAACCGGCACUCUGCACUACUCCACUUGACUUGAUGUGAAUUUUCAUGAUGUAUUUGCAACUAUAGUAUGCCACAUCAAUUUAUCCAAACAGUUGUUUUCAAGAGAUAUAUUUUCCUUUUUUGGGAAUUAUAAAUUUUACUCUGACUCUUGAGUGCCUUUACGGUUUAUUUAAAUUCCAAGGUUAGGUUCAAUGUUACCUACAAUAAAUUUCACCAGUACUGCAGUAUGAUUACUUUGAAAUUUACAGAAAACUCCCUCUCGUUUGGGUCCAUUUGGUUCAGACUUCAGAUGGUUCAAAAUGUGCAUAAGUCACAUUGUCUGUAGCCUUGUAAACAAUCAUUUCACACCCGUUCAUCUAGCACUAUUUGGUCUUUCAGAUUUAUUGCAUACUUUCUUUGUUAUUUAAUUUAUAAGCACCAUACGACAAUUCAUCUCUCAACUUAUUUAUUUAUUUUUGUUUUAACUGCUGGUGGUUCAGACGUUUUAGUUCGGCCAUUAGUCCAGUCUGGCAGUGUCAAAAUGAGAGGGAGUUAUAGUUGCUAUUGUUAUAAAAUUGAGAUUUGUUUUUGGUUUUGAUAGUGUCAAAAAAAUGUAAUUAGCAUAAUAUUAAUAAUUAAGUUACAGGUUGUAAGUAUUUAAUACUAAGAAAGAUCCAAUGAAACUUUGAAAAGGCGUUCAGUUUUAAGAUAUAAGAGGAAACACAGAUGUGAAAUAGAGAGUAAUUUGUAUUUUCAUCAUACUGUCCGGAAAACAGCCAUUGUUAGUUGUCUAAACCUUCUGCAAAAUUAUUGUUUUCUGAUAACUUCAAAGGGAACAGAAAAAAUAUAUAUGGUAAAUUUUUGGUUAGCUAACCUCAAAAUUUGUCUAUGGUACAUUAUAAAAAUGCUGCUAGUCACAAAUUUUUUAGUUAGGUCUGUAAACAACAGGAAUGUAAACAUUGAUGACGACUUUGUAUAAUCUCAAAUUAUGAGGUAUAAUUUUGUAACAAUUAGAAGGUCAUUUCCACAAUAUGAUGAAAAUAGUUGUUUAUCACACGAAAGUGUCUUUUUGGUACUUAAUUGUAUUUCCUAGUAAAACAUGAUUGCGUACCAAAAAGAGCCGCAUUCGCUCCUUGUGACUACUAUUGAAACUUCUAGGUACUAUUGAACUUAUAUUGAAUCUUACAUUUUCAUUUUAUAAAGAGUCUGGGUAUUUUUUUAAAUCCCAAAAAUAAUCUAAAUUAUCUGUAUUUGGUCACUUUUUUAAAAGUUUCUUCACACCAUUGUUUACUGUGAUAUAAUACUUAAACAGGUUUCACCAAUUCUUAAAUGUAAUAAUUAUUUAUUUUUUAAGCCAACGCAAGUCGUUUGUGUGAUAAUUUAUUUUAUCUUAAGGAUGAUUAUCUAAGUUGUAAGGACUUAGAUACAGUUGCUUCUAGAAAGUUACUUCUAAGGAUUUGGGUUGUAUGUUGUACUUUUUUGUUGUAUGGUGUAUUUUUUACAAGGUAUUUUUUCUUGACUAUUAAUGAAAAAUAAGAAACUCUUCCACAAAGAAGUGUUGUGUACAAGCCUAAAAGUUGCACUGUGUCAUAAUUUCAUAUGAGUGCUUACAAGAAAACCAGAUAUUCAUUUUCAUAUCACCAAUGAUUAUAUAAAACAAAGAGAUGAUGGUUAUUCUUUAUUAAGACGUUUUUUGUUUUUUUUUUAUUUGUAUUACAUGUAGUUUUCAACAGACCGGAUUUGGAAAUGAAAACCUAAUAAAAAUCUGAAAAAUAAGGGUUUAUAAAUAUUUUAAUGAUAAUUAAAUUUUAUUUUCCAGAAACUUUUAUUUCAAUAAUAAAUUUAAUUUGCCGGAUAAAUCUAUAGACCAUAAACAGUAGUUUACGAUUGUUGUAAAUAUUAUUGUAAUUCAAGUUGGAAAAAAUACUGUAAUUAAGUAUGAAAAGCUGUUAGGUAAAUCUUUUAGAGCCGAUCUAAAAAAAUGAGUGUGGGUUGAAAAGACACUUUGUGCGUGUGAUGAACUAUAUUUUUUGUCUUCGCCAUUUUAGCAAACCAAGUUAAAAGGCAAAAAUACUUUUUUGUGUUUUUAAUCUUUCUAAUGCAAACAAGCACCUGUUUAAUUUUGUUUAAGGAAAGGCUCUAGGCCAGGAUUUUAAAUUGUAGAAAAGGAGGAUAGCAGCUAGCUUACCUUGAAAGUGUGGGUAGGUCAUAGAAC
Molecule: messenger RNA, 3307 nt
Organism: Macrosteles quadrilineatus (aster leafhopper)
Lineage: Eukaryota; Metazoa; Arthropoda; Insecta; Hemiptera; Cicadellidae
Product: AN1-type zinc finger protein 2A
Exons: 6
Coding region: 403-1116 (237 amino acids)
Biological process (GO): protein targeting to ER; proteasome-mediated ubiquitin-dependent protein catabolic process
Cellular component (GO): endoplasmic reticulum; cytoplasm
Molecular function (GO): zinc ion binding
Source: RefSeq, a predicted model, not a curated record